GUUUGGAAAAAAAUAAAAUAAAAUAAAUUCCAGAUUGUUCGCUAUAAAGCCAGCUCUUCGAAAGCUAUUAUUCAAGGGUAUUUUGUAGCUCUAGAACAUGUCUACGAAAGAGGUUGCAGCUGCUCUAUGUAAAAGACUGUUAGGCAAGGUUGCAAUAAUCACAGGCGGAUCGGGGGGCAUUGGAGAGGCCACUGUUCGGUUAUUCGCAAAUCAUGGAGCCAAAGUCAUUAUUGCAGACAUUGCAGACGAAGCUGGUAUCAAAUUGGCGGAAUUCCUUUCGCCCUGGGCGACAUAUAUUCACUGUGACGUGAGUAAGGAGCAAGAUGUAAGCUCAACCGUGGAUUUGGCCAUGGAAAUGCAUGGGAAAUUGGACAUUAUGUAUAAUAACGCAGGAAAUAUCGACAGCCCAAAAACGAGCGUGGGAGAGUAUGAUAUGCAGGAUUUCGAGCGAGUGAUGAAUAUCAAUGCAAAAGGUGUGAUGCACGGCAUUAAGCAUGCAGCCCGCGUUAUGAUCCCCAAUAGAAAGGGCUGCAUUAUCUCAACGGCUAGUGUUGCAGGAAUAGUAGGAGGAAUAGGUACUUAUUCCUACACUGCCUCCAAACAUGCCGUCGUUGGGCUGACAAAGAACGGUGCAGCAGAGCUGGGCAAAAGUGGUAUACGAGUGAAUUGUAUUUCUCCAGCUGCAAUUGCUACAGAUCUGGCACUGAAUUAUAUGGCAAUGACCCCUUCACCAGAGGCAAAGGCCAAGGUAGAGGCCGUGUUGCAGGGCGCAGGCCCCUUAAGGGAAGCCACACUUAAAGUAGAGGAUAUUGCACAGGCUGCUCUGUAUCUGGCCAGUGAGGAUUCCAAAUAUGUAAGCGGUCACAAUCUAGCUGUGGAUGGGGGAUUAACGGUCGUAAUAGAUGAAACUGCUGUGUUUGGAAAAUAUUCAUAUGGAUUCUCACAGUAGAAAUCCAUAAAUCACUUUGACAUAAUAUCUGAGGGGAGCGAUAGGCUAUAAUAUAAGUUUCUAUUGUUAAUAUCAUUAAAU
Molecule: messenger RNA, 1030 nt
Organism: Cryptomeria japonica (Japanese cedar)
Lineage: Eukaryota; Viridiplantae; Streptophyta; Pinopsida; Cupressales; Cupressaceae
Product: momilactone A synthase-like
Exons: 2
Coding region: 98-949 (283 amino acids)
Molecular function (GO): oxidoreductase activity
Source: RefSeq, a predicted model, not a curated record